AUGGAGGUCCAGGAAAAGAAGCUUGAAGCAGAACCCGAGAAGGUAUCGAAAAAUUCCCACAUUACGGAGACGUUGAAGCAGUUCACGUCCAAUAUGGACAAUUGGGCUGACUGGGCUGCGGAAGAAGACCAAGAGGUAAGCAGUGUUUCUAUUUUAUUUGUAUUUGUUUAGGAAGAACCACAGAUGAGUGAUCAUGAACGUGAACUCAGAAAUGCAGCAGAAGGACUAAAACCUCCUUUUCUGAUCUACGUAUCUGAAUUAAGUCCCCAAACAACAACUGAAGAUAUUUAUUUUUUUUUCGGAGGGGAGGAUAAAGUGAUAGAAAUUUAUUUUCACGAUGACGGCUACAAGAACGAUGCUUUAUUGGAGUUAAAAGAUAAGGAAGACUUGAUCAAGGCUCUUCUUCUCACCAAUACCGAUAUAUAUCGAAGAAAAAUGUUAAUUGAAUACGUCGAUCCAUUAAGUUGUAAAUGUGUGGACAUAAUGAGGCCUGAACCCAUUCACGGACAGGAAUCAAAUCUUGGACGAUAUAACCGCCGUGAAAGUCAGCAGCAAAGAAAUCGCGUCUCUAAUGAUGUCAGAGCAUCCCAUGCUAACAUCAGGUAGAUUAUUUUGUUUUUUUUUUAUCUUUUGUUUAGAAGCGAUUAUACUCGUUAUUCAAAUGAAAGGAAUGAUGACAGGAAUGUAGAACAAGCCAAUCGAGAAUGGCGUGGGCCACCACCUCCACCCGUUGAACCUAAACCUUCAGGGGCCACAAAAUCAAAUCCGUUCGGAAAAGCAAAGCCCGUUAACAUUGAUUAUGGAGCAUUUAUUGAGACCCAGGAGAAACCUCAUCCACAUCAGGUACGUUUGUGACAAUUAUUUUUAUUGUCUCCGCUCCUUUAGAGUGGUCCUUGUCUUACCCAAACUUUCAAACUUUUGACCCGUACAUCGUCUAAGACCGUAACGAUUUUUUCUCCGGAUUCUGAGUCUCAAAACUCGCCUUUCAAUUCGAUGGAUGCCGAGGCGAGUAUUAUCUUGUCUCAUGUUUUUUUUUCACUAAUUAAAUGUUUUAGAAGAGUCGUAAUGAGCACAAACAAAACACAUCCAAUGCUCCGAGUCUUUUAGAUGUUAAUGUAGGAGGAAUUCCACAACGUAAGUGAUACAAUUUUUAUUGUAACGUUUUCUUAGACAACAGGAAACGUUACGAAAGUUCGACGAUUGAUGAGACCGAAAGUACCACCAGCACGAUCAGAAAUAAGGAGAGAGAGAAUGGACGAGUAGGUGGAAAAAGGCGAUUCUCAGUCUGUCGGGAAAAUAAUGUGGAUUUGUCGCGCCCCGAAAUGCACCAAAUCUUCAGUCGAGGCUGGAGAUUUGGUGAGCGACUGCGACGGGGAGAGACGUUUUUCUACGACAAAUCCAAAUUAUUUUCCUGACUUUGAUAAUCUUUAGAAGCCGAAAGGCCGCUACAAUAAUAAGAACCGAAAUGAUGGGCAUUUCAAUCGGAACAAGCCAGAAAAAACUCUAAGUGAGACAGGUACUUGUCAUGGCCGAUUACAAUUAGUAAUCCGCUGCUUUAGGAAGUGUGGCCAAUUACAAUCGAACAAAAUCAAGUGACUCACUCGUAGUAGAGAAGAGAAACGCCCCUGACUUCAGUGCAAUCACCAAACAUUUGACCACAAGCCGAAAAGAGAAGAAGAAUGUAGGAGGUAAUAACGAAGAAAAACGAGAAAGACAAGAAACCCCUUCUCAAAUACAAGACCAGCCUGUUCAAGUGGAUUCUCAGAAAGAAGAAACUCAUAACCAACAAAACGAUAACAAAGAUUCUACAGCGCCACCUACCACAGCAACUACGAGCAAGAACAAAAAACGCAACAAAAAGAAGAACGAGGUGGGUUUUAACAGAUUCUUAUGUUAUCUUUAUUCAUUUUCAGAACGUGAACGCUAAUCUUAAAGCUAACAAGUUCCAUGCCUUGAACGGUAUCGACGAUCAUUAG
Molecule: messenger RNA, 1976 nt
Organism: Bursaphelenchus xylophilus (pine wood nematode)
Lineage: Eukaryota; Metazoa; Nematoda; Chromadorea; Rhabditida; Aphelenchoididae
Source: the annotation of a GenBank genome assembly